AUGUAGAAUUUUUUGAUGUGGGUGUUGUGUCUUGGGACGUCAAACGCUUCAAUGAUUAUUAUUUUCAAGUGGACGUUAAUUUUUGUGUAAAUCGCCAUUUAACAUUGCGUAUCGUGGUAUUUGUUGGUGUUAUUCGGACUAAUCCAUUGUGUUAGUGAAUCAUUUUGAUCUGGUGACGGCAGAUAAUAAACUGGAGGGGGGCUGCUAAAAUACUACGACAGGAUAGUAACAACGUUUUACAACUCGAGAGGUGUUCGGUGCGCUCAUAAAAUUUCUCAUCUCGGUGCGGGCGAGUCGGACUUCCAUUUUGUUUUAUUAUGUGGUUGGACUGUUUACUCGGUGCGUUGCAUUCGGGACAAUGGAAAGCGACGGUGGUGGGGGCGCGAAGCUUGAGUGAGUGGUAGCGGAGGUGAUGCAGCGAGACCACGCGGGCGGCGCCCCGCACCACCCGCACUCCGCCGCCGCCCCCGCGCCCUCGCAUCCCCACUACCGGUCGGCGAUCUACGACAUCGAUGACCAGAUACCGGCAUCGGUCAUCAGCAGCGUCGGCACAGUGAGCCUUUCGCAGUCGUCCACAAACCUGACGCCGAACAUAACUAUGGCUAACCCAACCAAUCCCGGCAACGCGAGUAGCGGUAACGCGCCGCAGCCGCCGCCGCAGCAGGCGACCCAGGCGCCUGUCCGCAAUCUGCCCAAGAAACGCAAGUUCGACCCUUCAGAGCUCGAAGAGAUCGAACGCAACUGCAUGAACAACAUCGCCAUCUCCGCUCCUCUCCCCGUGGAGUAUCAGCCGACCAUCCAAACGGUUCCUCAACCCUCCCCCAUUGUCCAACAUCCCUCUCCCCCGACGGAUAUCAAGCCAUAUUCCAUCCAUUACCCCAACAUUGACCUGUCCGAGUGGCGCGACCAUCGCGUGCUCGCCAAGCAACGCGGCAUUUACAUCCCGGGCGUGAUUCGGCAAGCGGACGGCUGCAAAGUGAUAGUGGAGUUGGACGGGCAGGAGAAUGACCCGGUGGAGUACAGUGACAUUUUCGGCAAGAACAAGUUCGAUGUGAUAAGUGACGCGAGCCCGCAAAUGAGCCAUCUCCUGAUCGGCUCCGCGUGUGUGGUGAGGACUGCUGACCCUCUCCGGGAGUGUGGGCAAAAUGUGUUCCUUGAGGGGAUCGUGUGCGAGGUUCUCAAUUCGCCUAGGAGGAUCAGAGUCCAGGUCACCGACCGCGAGUGUAAAGAGAUGGUGGAAGUGAAGCGAGCCGACCUCAGGCUCCUCCAGCCUCCCUGGGCGGACGAGUUGGAGGAUGCUGGUUCGCACUCAGUGUCUGGGAUGCACAUGAUGCAUUCCACGCCUCGCGUACAAAUGCAUCCUGCGCCACAGCCGUUCCAGAUGGGUUCCGAGAACUUUUUCACCUCAUCCCCAAUGCUGGGCAGUAAUGUGGUAACCGUCGGCGCGUUAUCCAACGGCUCUAUCGACGACCUGCGUAAGCGCACCUUCGACGAUUACUGCGAGAGCGACGACGAUCUGCGUCGCGAGGAUAUAUCCUUCUCCGCCGAUCCUCAUAUGGGCUGCAACAGCAAACGCAGCAGUAUGCAGAGCCGAGGCAGCACGUCCAGUUUGAUGGAAGGCAGCCUCACCCCCCGAUCUCAACCCCCUACUCCUAGAUCUCAGGCGGCUACACCGCAUAAGUACAAGAAAGGUGACGUGGUGUCAACACCAACCGGCAUUCGUAAGAAGUUCAAUGGGAAGCAAUGGAGGCGGCUCUGUUCCAAAGACUCGUGCACUAAAGAGAGCCAACGCCGCGGAUUCUGCUCGCGCCAUCUUUCCCUGCGUGGCGUGACGUCACGCUCGUCUAACACGCCCCUGGCUCAAGGGUCAACGCAUACUCCGCAGCAGAGAAGCAGUAGCAAGUCGCUAUCAUCGAGUGGGACCGGCGUGGAAGGAGACGAGACUUCCCGCGAGAGUGACACCACACCUCCCCACUACCGCGUCACAGGACGCUUCGACCCCGACGAGACCGAGGCCGCUAACAUGCUGGUGUCGCUAGGCAGCUCUCGCUCGGGCAGUCCCGGGGCUUCCCCGGUAGGAGGCGUAGCGUCUCCAGGGCUCCGGAAUAAUGUGUUCGUGCCGAUAUCCAGUCCGCAGCCGCAGCCGCCGCACGGGCCCACUGUGUACCAUCACCUUAUCAGGCCAGAGCUGGUUCGGCCCGGUAGAGGCAGUCCCCCAGUCGGAGGCGUAGCCACUAGCGUCAUCAGGGUAUCCCCUGCGCCUACAUACUAUCAGGUCUCAGAAAACCGCAACGGUCCCACUAAUCUCCACCCAAACAUAACUUCCCAAUCCAGCGUGAUCGGCGUCCAAACGUCGGGCCUAAACAGCCAGAGCACGAUCCAGAUAAGUCUCAACGCCCCCACCAGUCUGCAAUCCAGUCUCUCCCUCCCUUCCAGUAUAUCCCUGAACCUGAACAACCAGAAUCACCAAACCAGCAUCGCAAAUACAAUUCGAAGUACGAACGAGAUCCCGCACAAUUUAGUCGUACACCGCACCACUAACGGAAUAGACAUAGACGUAUACAGGCAGCAGCCGUUACAUCUAAGGAACGGCAUCCACGAAUACCGUCGCGAGGAAUCGCCAACAAUGAACAGCCAUGAGAAUUUUUUAAAUAGACGAGUCUCGGAGUAUGAGGACGACGAUCACGCUAUACCUCAGAGGGAGAGAGAAAACGCCCGCCCUGGGGGCCUGUCGGACCCCCGCCCUGGGGGUCUGUCAGACCCCCGCCCGCCGGAAAUGUCCGAGACUCGCGUGGAAGACAAGAGGAUUGUGAAGCCGGCGCCGGUGCAAGCGAGACUCGUCUCCGUGCUGGACACGGAGUCGAAAGACGCUAUGAAGAGGUACUACGUGAUACCGCAGAACACACUUUGUGAGAAGAAGAUUGUGCUGAUUAAAAAUGAGCCGGAGACUGUUCAAAUAGAGCAGAAGAUGUCUCAAUUGGGUCAACACCUCAACAACAACGAACCAGAACACGAACCCAGGGGUCUUGACAACGGGGUCAAUGACCAUGUAAAUAAUGUGAACAAUAGCGCUGUGAUAGUGCACCCCAGUCAGCUGUUGCCUGUCUUGCCUCCGCCCACGUCACACACAGCUAUCAUAGUAUCAACAAGCGGCGUGCAAGGCGGCGUGUUCCCCUGGCAGUCGCUCGUCCCUUUACUAACCGCGUCGUCCCCGCCCCCCGCGGCGCCGGCGUCCCCGCGAACGCCCCGCACGCCGCGGACGCCCCACACGCCGCACACGCCCCACACGCCGCAGACGCCCCACACGCCCCACAUCAAGACUGAGGACCAGAUCAAGACUGAGGCUACUGGUGACGCCACCGCCGUGUGUACGGAAGAAGACGAUGACGUUUUCGAGUGCGAGGAAACAACCGGCACAGAAGAGUCCAAUAAGCGUCGGUCACAGAGCCUGUCUGCUCUUAACUCGCCCGCCGCCACGGAGAAGGUAAGGAAGAAGGAGCGUCGCAUCCGACGUCCAAUGAACGCGUUCAUGAUCUUCUCCAAACGGCACCGGCAAAUCGUGCACCAACUGCACCCGAACCAAGACAACCGGACCGUCAGCAAGAUAUUGGGGGAGUGGUGGUACUCCCUGAAGCCUGAAGAGAAGCAGAAGUAUAACGAGCUGGCGAGCGAGGUAAAAGAAGCCCACUUCAAAGCUCACCCUGAGUGGAAAUGGUGCAAUAAAGACAGGAGGAAGUCUUCGAGCAGUAGAGAUCCUACUGGUUCUAUGCCACAGAGUCCUCGCACGCCGUCGGAAGCGGGCGCGGGCGCGAGCGCAGACGUGCCAGUUACGGUGGCUGCGUACGCGCACGUGGGAUCGCCGCAGCUCAGUGACGACGAGCCUAUGAUAACACAAACGCUUUGCGAGGAAGCACCGGCGCCUGCUCCUAACUUAGAGAUCGAUCUCAAGUGCGGAGAGAAGGUCACCGACUCCGACUCAGAAGGGAUCGAUACCCGAGACUACCUGCCCCAUCACGACCAUACGAGGCGGCCUAAACCUAUCAAGGCUAGAGCUGGCUCGUCAGACAAUCUUCUCGGUGGGAUCACAGCUUCGAGUCCCGGCGGGUCUAAAGUAUUCCAGCCCACAGGUGGUGCGUUCAAAUCUACACACGCUGAUACAGGCGACAACCACCGGCAGUGGUUCACCCACCUCAAGACGAGCCAAGUGCCAAGUUCUCCUCACCCCUCGCAGUCGAUAUCUACAAGCACCCAAAGCCUGACCAACAGUGUUCAAGGCAUAUCGCUGAGCGCACCCAAUCUCACCACCCAAGCUGCGUUGGACAACGCUAUUGCUUCGAUUAUGAACUCUCCCACGUCUACUAGUGGAGUGCAGUGUUUUGGUCCACAGGUGAUCUCGCAGACUUCCACGUCGCUGCUCAAGAGCGUCACUCUUGUCAAGAGGAAUAUCAACGAUAACACUGGGCCCCUAACCCUGUCCGUGGAUGCGUCCGGCAAGUUCCUAAUCACGGCCAGCCAGGCCGGCGAGCAGCCGGGCGAACAGCCCUUGCAGUACGUACAGUUGCAGAGACUGUAUGUGCCUACCUUCAGUAAUGAAGUGGAAACCAGUAAACCCCAAAGUCAAAACGUACAAAGCGCCCCUCCAUCUGUGAUAGUGUCGCAAAGCAACAGCCAGAGCGCACCUAAACCUGUAAAUAAUGUGCAAUGGGAGACACCGGCAGAAGAGACUAGGCCAUUCCCGCUGGCGCCCACGCCUGCUCAGCUCGGCCGAGCGCCACUGCAGAAGCGGCUUAGUCGAGGAACGUCUACAGGCUCCACCGGCAGCGCGGAGCAGCGGCCCGCUACAGACAGCGGCCCCACCACGCCGCUGGACGAGCCGCUGCCCUCGCCCAAGCACGACCUGCCCAGCCCCUCGCUCAAGAAGAGUCUGUUCAAGAAAGGCAACGAGGACGGCCGCGACAACGGCCCCACCACGCCGCUGGAUGAGCCGCUGCCCUCGCCCAAGCACGACCUGCCCAGCCCCUCGCUCAAGAAGAGCCUGUUCAAGAAGGGCAACGAGGACGGCCGCGACAACGGCCCCACCACGCCGCUGGAUGAGCCGCUGCCCUCGCCCAAGCACGACCUGCCCAGCCCCUCGCUCAAGAAGAGCCUGUUCAAGAAGGGCAACGAGGACGGCCGCGACAACGGCCCCACCACGCCGCUGGACGAGCCGCUGCCCUCUCCCAAGCACGACCUGCCCAGCCCCUCGCUCAAGAAGAGCCUGUUCAAGAAAGAUGCAGCGUUCCCUUGGGCUGUUAACGGGACUAUUCCCACUCGUUCCCACUGCUGGCCCGCCACGGACAGCGGCCCCACCACGCCGCUGGACGAGCCGCUGCCCUCGCCCAAGCACGACCUGCCCAGCCCCUCGCUCAAGAAGAGCCUGUUCAAGAAAGGCAACGAGGACGGCCGCGACAAGGUGUUAGAGUCGGUGAAGUUCGAGCAGAAGUUCAGCACAUUACCACAGUUCAAGCCGGAGGCGUGCAGUCCUAGCGCUAUGGUGGUGCCGUGCAGCCCGCUGUAUUUACGGAAGAAGCACAACAAGAUGGGAAUGGAUGAAGAAAGCACAGUGGUGACGCCACAACUAGAACCGGAGGUGAUCAACGUGAACGGCAACAGUAUGCCCACGCCGCACUCCUACGGAACCCCACACACCACCACCAAGCUGGUCGGGAACACCUUCUUCGGGCCCGACUUCAACCUGGAGACCUUCAGAGGUUCGGAGAGCCUCGACGAGAUGUCGCCGCGCACGCCGUGCUCGGGCAGCGCGUGCGCGCCGGCGGGCGCGUGCGGCGCGCGCGGCGAGGCCGGCCACCGCCGCGUGCUCGAGCAGCGCCGCAACCUCGUGCUCAAGCUCUUCAAGGAGCAGGGCAUGUUCCCCAGCUCGCAGGCCACCACCAACUUCCAGGUCAGUCCUACUGAUGUGGCAGGCUGCGGUGCGAUGACGGAGCUGCGGUGCGAUGACGGAGUGACGUCACCCGCCGGCCACCGCCGCGUGCUCGAGCAGCGCCGCAACCUCGUGCUCAAGCUCUUCAAGGAGCAGGGCAUGUUCCCCAGCUCGCAGGCCACCACCAACUUCCAGGUCAGUCCUACUGAUGUGGCAGGCUGCGGUGUGACGGAGCUGCGGUGCGAUGACGGAGUGACGUCACCCGCCGGCCACCGCCGCGUGCUCGAGCAGCGCCGCAACCUCGUGCUCAAGCUCUUCAAGGAGCAGGGCAUGUUCCCCAGCUCGCAGGCCACCACCAACUUCCAGGUCAGUCCUACUGAUGUGGCAGGCUGCGGUGCGAUGACGGAGCUGCGGUGCGAUGACGGAGUGACGUCACCCGCCGGCCACCGCCGCGUGCUCGAGCAGCGCCGCAACCUCGUGCUCAAGCUCUUCAAGGAGCAGGGCAUGUUCCCCAGCUCGCAGGCCACCACCAACUUCCAGGUCAGUCCUACUGAUGUGGCAGGCUGCGGUGCGAUGACGGAGCUGCGGUGUGACGGAGUGACGUCACCCGCCGGCCACCGCCGCGUGCUCGAGCAGCGCCGCAACCUCGUGCUCAAGCUCUUCAAGGAGCAGGGCAUGUUCCCCAGCUCGCAGGCCACCACCAACUUCCAGGUCAGUCCUACUGAUGUGGCAGGCUGCGGUGUGACGGAGCUGCGGUGCGAUGACGGAGUGACGUCACCCGCCGGCCACCGCCGCGUGCUCGAGCAGCGCCGCAACCUCGUGCUCAAGCUCUUCAAGGAGCAGGGCAUGUUCCCCAGCUCGCAGGCCACCACCAACUUCCAGGUCAGUCCUACUGAUGUGGCAGGCUGCGGUGCGAUGACGGAGCUGCGGUGCGAUGACGGAGUGACGUCACCCGCCGGCCACCGCCGCGUGCUCGAGCAGCGCCGCAACCUCGUGCUCAAGCUCUUCAAGGAGCAGGGCAUGUUCCCCAGCUCGCAGGCCACCACCAACUUCCAGGUCAGUCCUACUGAUGUGGCAGGCUGCGGUGCGAUGACGGAGCUGCGGUGCGAUGACGGAGUGACGUCACCCGCCGGCCACCGCCGCGUGCUCGAGCAGCGCCGCAACCUCGUGCUCAAGCUCUUCAAGGAGCAGGGCAUGUUCCCCAGCUCGCAGGCCACCACCAACUUCCAGGUCAGUCCUACUGAUGUGGCAGGCUGCGGUGCGAUGACGGAGCUGCGGUGCGAUGACGGAGUGACGUCACCCGCCGGCCACCGCCGCGUGCUCGAGCAGCGCCGCAACCUCGUGCUCAAGCUCUUCAAGGAGCAGGGCAUGUUCCCCAGCUCGCAGGCCACCACCAACUUCCAGGUCAGUCCUACUGAUGUGGCAGGCUGCGGUGCGAUGACGGAGCUGCGGUGCGAUGACGGAGUGACGUCACCCGCCGGCCACCGCCGCGUGCUCGAGCAGCGCCGCAACCUCGUGCUCAAGCUCUUCAAGGAGCAGGGCAUGUUCCCCAGCUCGCAGGCCACCACCAACUUCCAGGUCAGUCCUACUGAUGUGGCAGGCUGCGGUGCGAUGACGGAGCUGCGGUGCGAUGACGGAGUGACGUCACCCGCCGGCCACCGCCGCGUGCUCGAGCAGCGCCGCAACCUCGUGCUCAAGCUCUUCAAGGAGCAGGGCAUGUUCCCCAGCUCGCAGGCCACCACCAACUUCCAGGUCAGUCCUACUGAUGUGGCAGGCUGCGGUGCGAUGACGGAGCUGCGGUGCGAUGACGGAGUGACGUCACCCGCCGGCCACCGCCGCGUGCUCGAGCAGCGCCGCAACCUCGUGCUCAAGCUCUUCAAGGAGCAGGGCAUGUUCCCCAGCUCGCAGGCCACCACCAACUUCCAGGUCAGUCCUACUGAUGUGGCAGGCUGCGGUGCGAUGACGGAGCUGCGGUGCGAUGACGGAGUGACGUCACCCGCCGGCCACCGCCGCGUGCUCGAGCAGCGCCGCAACCUCGUGCUCAAGCUCUUCAAGGAGCAGGGCAUGUUCCCCAGCUCGCAGGCCACCACCAACUUCCAGGUCAGUCCUACUGAUGUGGCAGGCUGCGGUGCGAUGACGGAGCUGCGGUGCGAUGACGGAGUGACGUCACCCGCCGGCCACCGCCGCGUGCUCGAGCAGCGCCGCAACCUCGUGCUCAAGCUCUUCAAGGAGCAGGGCAUGUUCCCCAGCUCGCAGGCCACCACCAACUUCCAGGUCAGUCCUACUGAUGUGGCAGGCUGCGGUGCGAUGACGGAGCUGCGGUGCGAUGACGGAGUGACGUCACCCGCCGGCCACCGCCGCGUGCUCGAGCAGCGCCGCAACCUCGUGCUCAAGCUCUUCAAGGAGCAGGGCAUGUUCCCCAGCUCGCAGGCCACCACCAACUUCCAGGUCAGUCCUACUGAUGUGGCAGGCUGCGGUGCGAUGACGGAGCUGCGGUGCGAUGACGGAGUGACGUCACCCGCCGGCCACCGCCGCGUGCUCGAGCAGCGCCGCAACCUCGUGCUCAAGCUCUUCAAGGAGCAGGGCAUGUUCCCCAGCUCGCAGGCCACCACCAACUUCCAGGUCAGUCCUACUGAUGUGGCAGGCUGCGGUGCGAUGACGGAGCUGCGGUGCGAUGACGGAGUGACGUCACCCGCCGGCCACCGCCGCGUGCUCGAGCAGCGCCGCAACCUCGUGCUCAAACUCUUCAAGGAGCAGGGCAUGUUCCCCAGCUCGCAGGCCACCACCAACUUCCAGGUCAGUCCUACUGAUGUGGCAGGCUGCGGUGCGAUGACGGAGCUGCGGUGCGAUGACGGAGUGACGUCACCCGCCGGCCACCGCCGCGUGCUCGAGCAGCGCCGCAACCUCGUGCUCAAACUCUUCAAGGAGCAGGGCAUGUUCCCCAGCUCGCAGGCCACCACCAACUUCCAGGUCAGUCCUACUGAUGUGGCAGGCUGCGGUGCGAUGACGGAGCUGCGGUGCGAUGACGGAGUGACGUCACCCGCCGGCCACCGCCGCGUGCUCGAGCAGCGCCGCAACCUCGUGCUCAAACUCUUCAAGGAGCAGGGCAUGUUCCCCAGCUCGCAGGCCACCACCAACUUCCAGGUCAGUCCUACUGAUGUGGCAGGCUGCGGUGCGAUGACGGAGCUGCGGUGCGAUGACGGAGUGACGUCACCCGCCGGCCACCGCCGCGUGCUCGAGCAGCGCCGCAACCUCGUGCUCAAGCUCUUCAAGGAGCAGGGCAUGUUCCCCAGCUCGCAGGCCACCACCAACUUCCAGGUCAGUCCUACUGAUGUGGCAGGCUGCGGUGCGAUGACGGAGCUGCGGUGCGAUGACGGAGUGACGUCACCCGCCGGCCACCGCCGCGUGCUCGAGCAGCGCCGCAACCUCGUGCUCAAGCUCUUCAAGGAGCAGGGCAUGUUCCCCAGCUCGCAGGCCACCACCAACUUCCAGGUCAGUCCUACUGAUGUGGCAGGCUGCGGUGCGAUGACGGAGCUGCGGUGUGACGGAGUGACGUCACCCGCCGGCCACCGCCGCGUGCUCGAGCAGCGCCGCAACCUCGUGCUCAAGCUCUUCAAGGAGCAGGGCAUGUUCCCCAGCUCGCAGGCCACCACCAACUUCCAGGUCAGUCCUACUGAUGUGGCAGGCUGCGGUGCGAUGACGGAGCUGCGGUGCGAUGACGGAGUGACGUCACCCGCCGGCCACCGCCGCGUGCUCGAGCAGCGCCGCAACCUCGUGCUCAAGCUCUUCAAGGAGCAGGGCAUGUUCCCCAGCUCGCAGGCCACCACCAACUUCCAGGUCAGUCCUACUGAUGUGGCAGGCUGCGGUGCGAUGACGGAGCUGCGGUGUGACGGAGUGACGUCACCCGCCGGCCACCGCCGCGUGCUCGAGCAGCGCCGCAACCUCGUGCUCAAGCUCUUCAAGGAGCAGGGCAUGUUCCCCAGCUCGCAGGCCACCACCAACUUCCAGGCCACUCACAUGGACAUAUUCCCGACGAAGAUGUCGCUGCAGCUAAAGAUCCGGGAGGUGCGGCAGAAACUCAUGGCGCAGUCCAACCUCACGCCACACUCGGAGGUCAACACGCCCACAAAUGUGAAUUCUCCGAUCGUGUCGGCCGCACUGCAGCCGACCUCUACGGCCAGUUAGCGAUGUGGGUAUACCAUCUCCAUUGUCGUGCAGGAAUAGGCAAUACUAUUCAGUUGUUGACGCUUUAGCUAUUCUUCUCUUUAGUUUAUUAAGGUACCUCUACAUAAGUCACAUUAUAUGGUCCCUUACUUAUUUUCGGCCUUCGACUCAGCUAGAUUCGAUAUACAACUUUACUGCGUUGUAUUAAGGUUCGCGAACAUCUGUCAGCUACUUCUCCAAUGCCAAUUGAUAUUGUAGUAUGACCGAGUCACUGAUACUUUCUUCUGGCGAGUCUAUAAAUAUUGAGUAAUAAAUAGUUAAAGUGUCAACAGCUGAAUAUUUAGAAUAAUUCUGUUUGUAACAGAUACCUUUGUGCAAUGGAGUUGUGAGAUUUUCGAGUGUUCUAUCUUAUAGUGAUCACUUAUUUUAUAAUACAUACUUCGAUGCUUGAUGGCAUUUAAAUUAUACGAUUCUAUUCUUCGUAGUAAAUCUAUCACUUUAAGAAAUUUUGGACAUAAUAGAAAAAACAAAAAAAUGUAUGUUGAGAUGUUAUUAUGACGAAUGAAAGGUCCGAAGUCGCAUAUCAUUUGUUUUGUUUAUCAACGUGAACUGACGUUCUUCCAAAUUCGGAGUGAUUGGUGGAGUGGGUGGGUGCCUUUGAUUUGCGAGAAAGACAAUUAUUUUAUUUUGGUGUUAAAUCGUAAUUUUAGGUUAUUUCUAUCAUCGUAGCUAUUCCUUAGCACUUCGACAUUUAUGUCAGUAAAAUUUAAGAUAUAGCGGUUAAUACUUAUGAAUGUGGAAUUAAUUAACGUUUCAGAAGCGAAUAUUAAAAUGAAUUCUUCGCUUUCACAUCUGGACAAGCAUUUCAUUGAUUCAAUUGUUCAGACUAAACAUAAAAACACAAAAAAAUAUCGUAAUUAAUCAUAAUCUUUGUUAUCGCGGUUGUAGGCGUCUGACGUAUUCAUAUAGGUUGCAGGUAGUAUUGUACCAGAAAAGGUGUUGAGUGCCAUCGGAAUAUUUACCGGAAGGCAAUAUUAAAUAAUUACAAGUAGCUAGGUAAUUUUGAUGAGAAGUUUUAUAAUAUUUAAUAUCGAAUUUUUUUAAUUCUUAACAUUCAGUUUUCGUUUUUUAUAAUGUUUUACACCUUGACAUCUUUGAGGUACUUAUGUUUUUAUAUCAUCCAUAUUUAUUUCGGUAAAGUUAGCACGUUACUCACUAUAGGCACGAUCUCAAUAUAUUUGUGUAAAUAUGUAAGUCCUAUACUCGUAGUUGACUGGUGUAUGUCAGGUUGUGUAUUUUGCGUUUGUGUUAUGUGAAGUUUGUAUCAUUUUGUUAGUGUAUAGUGUAUUCCAUUGUUGCUUCUGCUAUUAUAGUAUAGUGUAGCGACAUCGAUCUUGAUGUACAGUCCACAGCACAUCACCCUACCCCAAAAUGGUAUUUGCUCAAUUGAUUUUGAACAUAAUGCAAAUGAUAUAAAGAUCAAAAUCAAUUGGGAAUAUCGGUCAUGCUAUAGGAGGUUCAUGUGCUGUAAACUGUACUAUCAUCACAGUACUUUUAACUCGACUGUCCGAUAUAAGACGUCACACUUGUGAGUUUUUAUGAAACGAAAAAUCCCGACUGCAAUUUGUUAAUUUUGCGAUGAUUUAACGAAACUGAAGCCUAAUUUGAAACUAAUUCGAUCCGAGUAGGUAUUAUGUAGGGAUAAGUUCAGAUUAUUAUGUAUAUCGUAAGCUUCGUUUACAGUUCCAAUUAAAAACGCCUGACUCCUUUCAAUGCUUUAUACGAAAUGUGUGUUCCGAACAGUUUCUGUUUCGGGCCUAGACCAUGAGCUAUAUUUAGUAUCGCUACCACUUCAACAUUGAUUUAUUAUUUAAUGAUUCCUUAAGAAAAUGCUGCAUUUAUAUAUAUAAAUAUCACGUUGUUUGCGACUGUUCCGUCAGACAAAAGUAAAAGACGCACACGUCACUGGCCUCGUUUUAACAUUGACUAAUCUAUGCGGAGUGUGACAGAGAGAGGAUGAUCUGUGUAUUGGUAAAGAGGGAGAUAGAACAUGGUGCGUAUUCAUUAUUAUUUAAGUGUCUUAUUUUCAAUUGUUUCUAUUUAUGUUGUGAUGUUGGUCUUCCACAUGUUUAAGAAAUUUUCAUUUUAUUAGAUAAAUAUCUACUUAUUAUUUGUAUGUACAGUGACUUACGUUAAGUAUUCGUUUUUGGAUGCCAUGUUGUAACGAGCAUUAUUAUAUUACAUUAUUAUAUUGUAAUAAUAAAUAUAUAAGUUUCGGAAGAAAGUCAAUAUCUUACGUGUUUCUACAAGUAAGUGCAAACAUUGUUCUGAACCAACACAACAACAGCGGUAUACAAGCUCAAAUCAUUACUGACACUAGGUAAAUCAAUAUUUAUACAUAUAAUAAUCUCAUUGUAAAUAUUAGAUUUAUUUUAAACUAGUGUUAAGAGUUCCCGGCUCUCAAAGUAAUUAAGGUUUUAUUUAGAUAAUGCUAAUUAUAGAUAAAAGAUGAAAAAUAUAUAAUUUAUACUUGAAAAUUUCGGCCAAUACAAAUGUUAUGUAUAUCAAAAUUGUAUUUUUAAAUGAUCUCUUCGGCGUAAAUAGUAUUUAGAUAAUUGCUUUAGGAGUCCGGAAGUAAAAUGAAUUUAUUAAAAGUAUAAAUGUAAGAGAUAUUUUCGCACUGUUAAAUAAUAUAAUCUUGAUAGUUGUGUAGUCGGGGCUACCAUGUCCUGACACUACGUUCGUUUGUCGUUAGAGUUAAGCAGGACCACUUCACAAAAGAUUUCGAUAUUUCGAAUCUAUCUGUCUCUUUUUACAGAUGCUAUUCUAGCUUGUGUGAGAGAGACGUAUAGAGUCAAAUAUUUGGAACAGUUUGGCGGAGUUGGUCCUUCAUAACUAAUUAUAAGACUAACUGCAGUCUGAAUGUUAUUAUUUUCUUAUUUACUGACUCCGACAGAGGGUUUCAGCGACCAGUGGUAUUCUAAAGAAAUAGUCUCACUCGCCGGUAUCAUGAAAGGUCAUUCAAAUUCUUCAAUCUGUUCAGAUUCAAGCUGGUGAUUGGUCUAACUGCUGAACUUUAACCAACUAUAAUAUUAAGUCUAUUCUUGAGAUUGAAGUAUGUUUUGAAGAUCGUUUCAGAAUACAGGCCUAAUAGUUAUUUUCUAAAUUUCUAUUGGUCUAUUACUAAUUCUUUGAUAUCCGCUGGCUGUGACCAUAAUCAGUCUAUGUAGAAUGUAAUAUUCAAGACUGUGCUAUCAAAAUAAGGUACAAAACUGCCGAUACUACGUAGUGUUAGGGCCUGGUACCAUCUCCGCGUAGUCAAUUGGUCAUGUCAUAUACACUUUUCAUACAUACAACUGUUGUUACCAAUUUAGACAUACAUGAUUCAAUCACACAUUUGUUAACAUUGUUAUGUACUCUAUUCUGAAUUAAUAAGACAGUUUUUAUAUAAAAAAAUUCGGAAUAAGUGAUUAUCUUAUUUCUUUAUAUUUUUUAAAUAAUUAAUUGCCUUUUAGUUUAGAAUGGAUAAACCUGAAGCAUGGUCACACAGCAAUAUGAAAGACUUUUAACAUUCAACAACACUAUAAUUACCUGUCGGUAACUUAUCAUAUUAAGUACUAUCUAAAUAAUAAAUUAUUUUCUCUUUUUACUAUGUAAUGCCUUUAGCUGCUUCCUAAUUGUAUAAUUUAGCAUCUAUCAUAGUAGCUUUCAGUGUGCACUGGAUAUCAUCUAUUUUCUGAGGCAAUAAAAUGAAUACAAAUUGUCAUAAUGAAAGCAAUCGUGAUAGAAGUUAAACUGGACAACUAGGGCUCUGGUUAUUUAAUAUCAAUUGUAUUGUUGUUGACUACAUCGAAAUGUGUGAAGGUCUAUUUGUAUCAGAUUACAUUUAAUAGAAAUUAAUUUUAAUACACUUAUUUUUAAAUGUAAAGAUUUGUAACGAAUGAUCCAUAGAUAUGAAUGACGUUUCAUUAACAUAAUGGUAGUUUAUUGAUUUAGAUAGUUCAGCAGUUACGUUGAUUAUGAGUAUUUCUCAAAAAAAAUGUACGUAACGAAACGGUAGUAACGAAAUAGUAAGGCCAUAAGGCUUGUUAUACAUUGGCGAAAUAUUGUGAAUGCUCUUCAUUUAUUCAAUUCGAAAUAUUUGUAAGUAUGCACCCAAAUACGGGGUAAUAUUAAGGGGUUAGAAAUAAAAUAAGGGAGUAAUCAUUCACACUAUUUUAAUAAAAUUAUUUUUGUUCCAUCAUUUUUAUCCAUUUUGAGUCGUUCUCUGUAAGCUUUUUGCCUUUCGGCAUUGGUUUUUGGCGGCAUUCCUAAAAAAACAAAAGAAGUAAUCACAUAAAAACGUAAUCUAAAUGAUUUGAUAAUUUUUUGCUGGUGGCACUUCUGUAAAGCAGAUAGUAUCCAAUCCUUUUGUUAUUAACGCUCUAUAUUUUUUGAAAUAAAUUAAGUAGUGAAUAUUACUAUGCUUAGUCAGGUAAUAACAGUAUACACUCAGCAUUAUGUUGUACUUUUUCGUAACGUAACGAAAUUCGUAAAAAACGUAACGAAAUAUUAGACAAAAUGAGAUCAGAAACAAGUAUUUUUUUGAUAAAAUUUGUUACAGCAAAUAUAAAAGCUUACUAAAUGUUCGUACCACACGUAUUACAAAAAAUGGUUAAAUGAAGACUUACCGUUCUAUAUAAAAUCGCUGAUUUUACUGCCUGUUACGAAAAAGUAAUCCCACAAAACACACACGUUUUCACUAAUUUUCGCGAUAGAUGUUAUGGCGGAGACGUCAGGCCAACAGCCAUUCAGAGUGCAGCUAUUGUUGUCCGUGUAAAAUAAAUACGGAAUUGUUCAGAAACCAUGGGAAAGUAGAAAUAAAUCGUAACUAAAGAGUAAAUAACGAAAUAGUAAAUGAGAGCGACUCAUUUUGUUUUUUUGCUUUAAAUUGCCAAUUCAUUAUGACACCCCAUAGAAAAUCAAUUUGAUACAGAAACUGCGAUUACUGUAGAACGAUAAUACAAAGAAAUUUACAAUAAUUUAGUUACGUAUCGCAUUUUAUGAAACAAAAACACAUGAAAAAGGUAGGGUGGCAAACAGGUUUUUGUAUGAAAGGUAAAAAAGGACUAUUUUUAAAAUAUUUAAAUAUUUGGUAAUAAGUAGGAUUAUAGUUAUAAUUCUUCGUUAUCUUAAAGAUUAAUAUUCAUCCUUCAAAAUUGUGUGUGUGUUUUUUUUGUGUGAUGAUUUAUAAAUAUAAAACUUUUGAACUGUUUCAAAGCACACUUUUUUUUUUCAAAAUGUACAUUUUUUUUGAGAAAUACUCUUAUAUAUUUUAAUCAAUUAACAUCUAUAAUUAUGUGUGUUCACAGCACACAGUUUUUAAUUUUCAGAUGAUUCACAUAUAAUUAUUUUAUUACACAGAUUUGUUGCAAUAUGUUUUUAACAUAGAAUAAAAUUAACAAAUUUUGUUUAACGGUUUAUAAUUGCAAUGGUUUGUACUGAAUGUUUCAAUCUGUUUUAAUACUGUCCAUUACCUGAUUUUAGAAGUUUGUUGAGGAUACUUCAGUUUUGGAGUUAUGUUGUGUUUUGAGUGAAUGUAUUUUUUCAGUGUGUUGUUGUAAUAACAAAUAUGAAACAAAUCUUAAUGCAAGUAAUAAGCUGCAUAUUAUUAGUGCCUUAUUGACUUUCAAAACUUAGUUAUAAACAAACAUGUUGUUUCGUUUGUUAAAAGUAUUGUUUUUCGAGAUUCCACUCCUAGGGUUUGUCAGUCAAUAACAAUGGAUAAUACGCAGUUUUCUUUAUUAGACUGAAUUUACUCUGUUGCAUAUAACAUUUAGUGUUAUAUAUUUUAAGAAAUAUUAGCAAUUACCUGAAAAGGACAUUUUUAAUAAAGCAUUUCAUAUUCGUUAUUUAUUUCUUCUACAUAAGGCAUUAGUCUAAUUGUUUAGUCAAAAUGUCGUAAUUGUAAAUAUCUUGUUUAGAAGUUUUAUUUAGAUUUAAGUGUUCAAUUUAAUGUAUGUUAGAUUGAAUUAGACAAAAAAUCAUCAGAGGAAAUAUCUGAAACAAUAAUAAUCACAUUACACAUGAUUUUCAAAUGUUUAAGAAUCCAACUAAUGGACCAAAUAAAUGGCACUUAACUUAGACAAUGUAAUCACAAAACAAGAAUCCAUUGUGUGCAGGUAUAGCGCAUCACCCAUAACAUUGUGGACAGUUUGUUUAAGCAUAUUGGAUCAUUGUACGAACUUAUGUUAAAAUAUAAAAACCUCGAAAACA
Messenger RNA from Ostrinia nubilalis (European corn borer), 16339 nucleotides. RefSeq lists its product as uncharacterized. Bases 413 to 10105 code for a protein of 3230 amino acids. The record is from RefSeq and is a predicted model, not a curated record. Gene Ontology annotation, cellular component: nucleus. Gene Ontology annotation, molecular function: RNA polymerase II transcription regulatory region sequence-specific DNA binding; DNA-binding transcription factor activity, RNA polymerase II-specific. The transcript has 58 exons. NCBI's taxonomy places the organism in Eukaryota, Metazoa, Arthropoda, Insecta, Lepidoptera, Crambidae. Gene Ontology annotation, biological process: regulation of transcription by RNA polymerase II.